AUGUACUGGCGCGAGAUUCAAUGCGCCGUAUCGGUUGACUUGGAUGACCAAGUCGUGGAUUGGGACCGUAGGAAGUUCAGUGUAGACUCCAAGGAGCUUGGCGGAUCGCUUGUUGAGACAUCUGCUGACGGCACGAUCAUACUUGUGCAUCAUACAGCCAAAAGAUACCUUGUGGAUGAAAAGGUUGUCGAUAUAAAUGUCGGUGAGCUUGAGCUGGCCAAUCUGUCCAUUAGUUAUUUGAGCUUCGCAUGUUUUGAGCGCAACAUCGACGGAAAAGAUCUGGAAGUGUUUAUAUCACUGGGAUGCUACGCAUUCUUCGACUAUGCCUACGCAUAUUGGUCAAAUCAUUUGGAUGCGUGUGCUCGCUUGGGAAAUUUGCAGGAUGAUCUAGAAGACAUCCGCGAAACAGUAGAGGCGUUCAUCGAAAUGCACUGGAUUAAACCACGAACCAAAACGACUGUCCGAAAGCCCUUCGAAGAGCGCUGGAAACCACUCGAGAGGAACAACAACCUCGAAAGGCUUGUGAUAGCAGGCUAUCUUGCACAACGAACGCUGAUCGCUUCAACGAGUCCUGAAGCGGGCUGCGAAGUUCUGUCACUUCGACAAACAAUGGUGAAAGUGCGCAAAAUCCUUGAGCAGGCAUGGACGACGACAGCUGACCAGGAUCGCUUUCGUUCAAUAUAUGGGGAUAACAUAUUCAAAUGCCCACGCGUGAACUGUGCGCGCUUCUACGAUGGAUUUGCAACGCAACAGCUCCGCGAUGAGCACGUACCAAAGCAUGAGAGGCUGUUCUUCUGCUCCUUCCAAGGCUGCGUAAUGGGCAAACUUGGCUGUACCACACUCAAAGAACUACAGAAGCACGAGACUGAGUAUCACGGCACGUUCAAUAUCGAUGAGGAGGAGCUCGAUUUUCCAGAGGCGCCAGUGAUGAAAUUAUCGUUCCAAUGCAGUCAGUGCGAUGCUAAAUUCACACGGAAACACAACCUCAAAAUUCAUAUGCGAAAGCACGACGCUACCCAGCAAAAACAAUUCAUUUGCCCAAGUUGCGGUAAGAGCUUCGCAAGACUGGGUGACCGGACCCGACAUGAGAGCACGACACACUCUACGGCAAAAUUCUUCGCGUGCGGUGGAACGCUCAAAAAUGGUUCUUCGUGGGGUUGCGGGCGUGAGUUCAAUAGGGGAGACAUGCUUGCCAGGCACUGGAAGAGCGAGAAAGGGAAGACUUGUAUUGGCCCAAAAGAACAGGAAGAGGCAUUAGAAACCGCGGGCACCAAUGCACCUGCGCUUUCCUAG
This is a messenger RNA of Parastagonospora nodorum SN15, 1293 nucleotides long. RefSeq lists its product as hypothetical. Bases 1 to 1293 code for a protein of 430 amino acids. Gene Ontology annotation, biological process: regulation of DNA-templated transcription. Gene Ontology annotation, molecular function: RNA polymerase II cis-regulatory region sequence-specific DNA binding; DNA-binding transcription factor activity, RNA polymerase II-specific. The record is from RefSeq and is a predicted model, not a curated record. Lineage: Eukaryota; Fungi; Ascomycota; Dothideomycetes; Pleosporales; Phaeosphaeriaceae. The transcript is spliced from 2 exons.